AACCAUUUUUUUGCAGAGACAUUCAUCGGCCAGUUCCCUAAGGAAAUGAAUAAAACUGGAUUAGCAUUUUCCGGUGGCGGCGUUCGGUCAGCGGCACUGAGUUCUGGCGUUCUACGCAGACUGCUACAUAAGAAGAUCACCCCAGAUUACCUCAGCUGUGUCUCAGGAGGAGGUUACACAGGCACCGCCUACCUAGACUGGAAGUAUCGCAAUGAACAGAAAGAUGAUCCUGGAUGGCAUAAAGAGUUCUUCGAUAACAUGAAGACGAACAUUGGCCUUUUCUGUAACUGGCGCAAUCCUUUAAAAGGAAUUUUUGAUACUUUUAUUCUCCUUACUGUUAUUCUAUUUGUUUCUGUAGUACUAUCUUGCGUUAACUGGUCAGGGUUGACUUUUCCAACAGCUUAUAUCAUCGAUUACUUUUUUGGUGAUAUUAUGCGAAAACCAUUUACUUGUCCUGAUGAGAAGACGAAAAACUUUUCCUCAUCGGAGAUUGCCGAUAACACCAACGUCGCUGCUCUUUCCAACAUGACCAAUCAAGUAGAAUGUGUUCCCACAUUUGGUCCUGAUGUAUACAUCACUUUCAUCACAUUCGCAAUUCUUUUUCUUUUAUUUCUCCUCUUCUAUGUGGUGAACAAAGUAGCUGGGCCAUUGCUAAAACCGUUCGCUAACGUUCUUUAUAAUCUGUCAGGGUUUACUUUUGCAAUGGUGUUUCUCCCAUGGUUUAUUGAGGAAUAUAUAGUGGUGACACCUCUGUGGCUUAAUGCUUUGAUCAUCGUUCUCAGUAUUCUCCUGUGGAUGGGCACAGCUCCUCUAAGAGACAAAGCAUCAAUGGCUUUGAUUGUCUAUCUCUAUGCUUAUGGUGUUAAGUGGAGGGUUUAUAAAACAGAAGUUCUUUCCAUUGAGUACAGCGAAAAGAGGUUCACUUUGCUGAUGUGGAUUUCAGCAAUAUUAAUAUGGCUGAAUCCUUUUGUUGUAAUGCUACAGAUGAAUGCUAUACACACAUACAACAGGUAUUCACUAAUAAGAUUAUAUAAUACUGAUGCUGGUAUAGGUAAUAGCAUCAUUUGUAGUGAUAUUUGGCUUAAAUACCACGAGUGA
This is a messenger RNA of Porites evermanni, 1098 nucleotides long. NCBI's taxonomy places the organism in Eukaryota, Metazoa, Cnidaria, Anthozoa, Scleractinia, Poritidae. The record is from the annotation of a GenBank genome assembly.